Molecule: messenger RNA, 2873 nt
Organism: Drosophila grimshawi
Lineage: Eukaryota; Metazoa; Arthropoda; Insecta; Diptera; Drosophilidae
Gene: Octbeta2R
Product: octopamine receptor beta-2R
Exons: 6
Biological process (GO): adenylate cyclase-activating adrenergic receptor signaling pathway
Cellular component (GO): membrane
Molecular function (GO): octopamine receptor activity
Source: RefSeq, a predicted model, not a curated record
CAGAGUCGACAACAACAACAACAACAAUAAUUAUAAAAACAGAAGCCACAUAGCUAAAGCGACAAGAAGUCCAGCCGAGUCAGCAGCGGCAGCGACGCCUCGCCUCCAUAAUAACAUUAUCAUCAACAUCAACAACAACAAGAACAGCAAGCAGCAAGAAGCAAGCAGCAAGCAGCAGCUGAAGCAGCGACACCGCUAAGAGAAAGAGUGGGCGUCGGCUGGCGUUGGCAAGGACAGCGGAACGUGGACGUUGGCGUUGACGUCUACGUCUCUGUCACCGUCACCGUCGCAUGGAUCGCGCCACAUUGGCGAAUCAAUUUCCGUUGCGGUGGCCGAUUCAGUUUUGGUUUCAACGUCGCUAGCGCCACGCGUGUCGCGAAUCCCUAAUGGCGCACCACCUCGCCGUCGGUGUCUGCCCAGCGCAUUAACGCUCAAGUUCAACAUAUUGACACCGAUGCCAAGUUCCCAAAGUUAAGCAAAGCAAAAAAUUAUAAUAAAUAAAAAGAAAAUAGAAAAACCAGGCACAACGGCCACAAGUGAGACCAAAAAGUUACAGGCCUUUGCCAUAAACCGUACGCGAGUGUUAAACCGGACGUGUCCGUAGUGAAAUUCAAGUUAAGUGCCAGCCAUGCAAAGCUUGCAGCUGGAGUUGGGCCAGCUGCCCGCGUUGCCUACUGCAGCGGCAACCACAACAAUGCGACACAGAACCAGCGCAACGAGGAUACGCAAAAGACACUGCCGGUGCAGCCAGCGACCAGUGUUCGAAUCAGAGCAGCAGUCAGGUACACAGUCUCAACGAGCAGCAGCACAACAACGCACCACAACAACGACAACUUCCAAUAGCAAUCUCAGCCUCAAUCUGACGCUGAUCAGCGCCACGGCGGCGGCUCUUCUGCACACAACGAAUGCGCUGUCGGCAACAGUUGCAGCUGCAGCGGCUACAGCAACAGGCGGAGGAGCUGGCGUUGUUGACGCCGUUGCACUGCCAGUGCAAGGCACUGCCACUCCCCUGCCCGCCACGCAUGAACUUAAUGCUACGCUGCUAAGCAGCACGGCUGCUGCGCUGUUCAAUGACAGUCGAGCUCAGCUGGAGGCGGGCGUUGAAGCUGGCGGAUUAGCCGAGGAUUGGUUUGACGAUGUGUUCUGGGUGCUUAAAGCAUUCGUCAUGCUGUUCAUCAUCAUAGCGGCCAUUGCUGGCAAUCUGCUUGUUAUUAUUUCUGUGAUGCGUGUUAGAAAAUUAAGAGUUAUAACGAAUUACUUUGUAGUUUCCUUAGCCAUGGCUGAUAUAAUGGUCGCUAUUAUGGCCAUGACAUUUAACUUUAGUGUGCAAGUAACUGGUCGCUGGAACUUUAGCCCCUUUCUGUGCGAUCUGUGGAACAGUUUGGAUGUGUACUUCUCAACAGCAAGCAUUUUGCAUUUAUGCUGCAUAUCUGUGGAUAGAUACUAUGCGAUUGUUAAGCCGCUCAAGUAUCCGAUUAGCAUGACGAAACGCGUGGUUUUCAUUAUGCUGUUGAACACAUGGAUAUCGCCGGCACUGCUUUCGUUUCUGCCCAUUUUCAUUGGCUGGUAUACGACGGAGGAGCACAAAGUAUAUGUGAUGGAGAAUCCCGAGCAGUGCUCGUUUGUGGUGAACAAGUACUAUGCCAUCAUCUCGAGCUCGAUUUCGUUCUGGAUACCCUGCACCAUCAUGAUUUUCACUUAUCUGGCCAUUUUUCGGGAGGCCAAUCGUCAGGAGAAGCAACUGAUGAUGCGGCACGGUAACGCCAUGCUGAUGCAUCGUCCAUCGAUGCAGCCAUCAGGCGAGGCGUUAAGUGGCUCGGGCUCAUCGAAAACGUUGACACUGCAUGAGGUCGAGCAAGAGCACACCCCCACAAAGGACAAACAUUUAAUCAAAAUGAAGCGGGAGCACAAAGCCGCCCGCACUUUGGGCAUCAUCAUGGGCACUUUUAUACUCUGCUGGCUGCCAUUUUUCCUGUGGUACACGCUAUCGAUGACCUGUGGGCCAUGUCAAGUGCCUGAAAUUGUGGUGUCGAUACUCUUCUGGAUUGGCUACUUCAACUCCACACUGAAUCCGCUCAUCUAUGCGUACUUCAAUCGUGAUUUCCGAGAAGCUUUCCGCAACACGCUGCUCUGCUUAUUCUGCAACUGGUGGAAGGAUCGCCACUUGCCCCUCGACAUUGACAUACGCCGCUCCAGUCUGCGCUACGAUCAGCGUGCGAAGAGUGUCUACUCGGAGAGCUAUCUAAACUCAAACACGCCCUCACAUCGCCGCCAGUCUCAGCUGGUCGACAACUUAUAAUACAGGGACGAGGCGCUGCUGACGCCCAUUGCUCAGCAGCAGCAGCGGCUGUCAGCGGGCGCCUGUGGCUCCGGAUUGGGCGCCAGAGCCGGGGGCCAAGCACCGGCCAGACCGAGCUUGGGUAACCUGUCUGCCGAAGAUGUGCAGGAAAUACAAAUCGAAAUACCCAUGGAGUAUAUCAACAAAUGGAAUAAAAACAACAACGCAUCCGCAGCGGCAACGGCAUCCAGUCAUGUGUAAAAGACUGAGAGAUCACUAGCCGAUGACAACGACAACAAUUCGGACAGUGGCAAUGACGCCUCAAUCGAACAAAUGCAAUUACAAUUUUCCAUUAAUUUUUAAAAUUAAUAUGCUGGUUGCAUUCACAUUGUACAUAUUUAAGUCAAAUUUACGGAAUUACCCGUGCACAUAGUGCACAUACAUAUAGUAUGAAUGUCUGUAGUCUGUUUACUCUUUCAACUUUAUACUUGACUUUCUGGGAGCACAGUAAACAGUUUAAACUUUAAACAGAAUGCAUGACAUAAUCUAUUAUUUAUUUUUAUUUUGUAACUCACUUUUUAUUAUUAAGUUUAAU